Geodia barretti is the source of this 7235-nucleotide messenger RNA. The record is from the annotation of a GenBank genome assembly. Lineage: Eukaryota; Metazoa; Porifera; Demospongiae; Tetractinellida; Geodiidae.
UUUGUUAACAUUUUUGCGAGCCCCCACGGUCGAUUUUUCCCCACGCACGCUCUCGGACGAGACCACAAGGUUCCAGAGUUCGCUCGCUGGCUGAAGGAUUUACUGGCUAGUUGCAGAGAAGAGAGUUGCACACGAGAAACACUCUACGAGAAAUAGACAGGAGGAGCACAAUUUCGCAGCUGAUUCAUUCUCCGAGAAAAGAAGUUGCGUGUAGGAAGUCGCAUAGCUUGCUGAACUGAGCUAUAUCGCCGCAGCUAGCAUGGCGGACGAAGGACUGAAGUACCUGGUGGUGGACAGGCGCCAGAUCAGCGAUGUGGUGGCGCAUAGCGAUUGGGCCAAGAAGAAGUUGGUGUGGAUCCCACACCCCGACCUGGGCUUCGUCCAGGGCAGCAUCACGAGCGAGAAGCAGGAUCAGAUAACGGUGGUGCUGGACGACGGGUCGCGGAAGACGCUGAGCAAGGACGACGUCCAGAAGAUGAACCCGCCCAAGUUCGACAAGGUGGAGGACAUGGCGGAGCUGUCCUUCCUGAAUGAGGCCAGCGUCCUGCACAACCUCACCAGCCGCUACUACUCCGGACUCAUCUACACGUACUCGGGGCUGUUCUGCGUGGUGGUCAACCCGUACAAAUGGCUCCCGAUCUACACAGAGAAGGUCAUCGACAUGUACAAGGGGAAAAAGCGUCACGAGAUGCCGCCUCACGUCUACGCCACUGCCGACCAGGCUUACAGGAACAUGCUGCUUGAUCGUGAAAACCAGUCUAUCCUUUGCACUGGAGAAUCCGGUGCAGGAAAGACUGAGAACACCAAGAAAGUCAUCCAGUACCUGGCCGUGAUUGCAGGGGCGUCCCAUCACGGCAAAGACAAGCAGCUGGUCCGCAAGGCCAGCCAGCAUCUGAUGAGCAAGACGGGAUUCACCGGUCGCCAGGGAGAGCUGGAGGCACAGCUCCUGCAGGCCAACCCCAUCCUGGAGGCUUUCGGCAACGCUAAGACAGUCAAGAACGACAACUCAUCUCGUUUUGGCAAGUUCAUCAGGAUCAACUUUGAUCAGAGUGGGUUCAUCGCUGGGGCCAACAUCGAGACUUACCUCCUGGAGAAGAGCCGGACGAUCCGCCAGGCUCCCGAGGAGAGGGCCUUCCACAUCUUCUACCAGGUCCAAAAGGGAAUGGAUGAGGCACGCAAAGCCGAGUAUCUCUUUGGUGAGGCCAGCACCUACAACUUCAUGAGCAAUGGCUACGUCUCUGUUGCGGGAAUCAACGAUUCCGCAGAGUUCGACGACACCGUGGAGGCCAUGAACAUCAUGGGUCUCUCCGAGGAAGAGCAGGGCGCCGUUUUCCGAGUGGUAUCGGCCGUCCUCCAUUUCGGUAAUCUCCAGUUCAAGCAGGAGAGGAACUCCGAUCAGGCCCUUCUUCCAGACAACACUGUGGCCCAGAAGAUCUGCAAGCUGACUGGCAUGAACGUCUCCGAUUUCACCAAGGCCCUCCUCAAACCCAAAAUCAAGACCGGCCGAGAGUUCACCGUCCGGUCACAGAACAAGUCCCAGGCUGAGUUCUCCAGUCAGGCCCUGGCCAAGGCGUUCUACGAGCGACUGUUCAAGUGGAUCGUUCUCAGAAUCAACAAAUCUCUGGACCGAACGCUCCGCUCCGAGGCCUCCUUCAUCGGAAUCCUCGACAUCGCUGGCUUCGAGAUCUUCAAGCUCAACUCGUUCGAGCAGCUGUGUAUCAACUACACCAAUGAGAAACUGCAGCAGCUCUUCAACCACACUAUGUUCAUUCUGGAGCAGGAGGAGUACAAGGUCGAGGGGAUCGAGUGGACUUUCAUCGACUUUGGUCUUGAUCUCCAGCCCACCAUUGACCUCAUUGAGAAGCCAAUGGGCAUCCUCUCCCUCCUGGACGAGGAGUGCUGGUUCCCCAAAGCCACAGACAAGUCGUACGUCGAGAAACUGACGCGAGAGCACGGCACCAACGACAAGUUCCAGAAAUCUGACUUCAGAGCCAAAGCCGAUUUCAUUCUCGUCCACUAUGCCGGCACCGUGGACUACAGUUGUGAACAGUGGCUGGUGAAAAACAUGGACCCCCUCAACGACAACAUUGUCCAGCUCCUGGCCAACUCGAACGACUGGUUCGUGGCCCAGCUCUGGAGGGACACGGCCAACAUCGUCGGGAUGCAGACCAGCGACGCAGCCGCCGCUGCCGGCAAGUUCGGAGUCCAGAAGACUCGCAAGGGAAUGUUCCGGACCGUAGGCCAACUGUACAAGGAGCAACUCAACAAGCUGAUGGACACGCUGCGCUCCACUCAGCCCCACUUCGUCCGUUGCAUCAUCCCGAACCACGAGAAGAAGGCCGGGAAGAUCGCCGCUCAGCUGGUCCUCGAUCAGCUCCGUUGCAACGGAGUCCUGGAGGGAAUCAGGAUCUGCCGACUGGGGUUCCCCAACCGGGUCCUCUUCCAGGAGUUCAGACAGCGCUACGAGAUCCUCACCCCUGGCGUCAUCCCCAAGGGGUUCAUGGACGGGAAGAAAUCUGCCGAGAAGAUGCUCACGGCUCUAGACCUGGACCCAGCGUCCUACCGCAUCGGUCACUCCAAGGUGUUCUUCAGGGCCGGUGUCCUGGCCCAACUGGAGGAGGAGAGAGACGUGAAACUGACCGAGGUCAUCGUCCAGUUCCAGGCGCGCUCCCGAGGCUACCUGGGCAGGAAGGCCUACCAGAAGCGUGUGGAGCAGUUCAGAGCCAUCCGCAUCAUCCAGCGCAACGUCCAGAGCUACCUGAAGCUGCGCAACUGGCAGUGGUGGCGACUGUUCACCAAGGUGAAGCCCCUCCUCCAGGUGACCAACGCGGAGGACCAGAAGAGGGAGAUGGAGGAGGAGAUCAAGAGACUCAACGACCGUCACGAGAAACUCAAGUUCGAAAUGGAGGCCAUCGCCAAGAAGAACGGACAGGCGCUGUCAGAGAACCAGCGGCUGGAGGAGCAGCUGCGGGAGGAGAAGUACCUCACCCAGGAGGCCGAGGAGAUGAAGAACAUGCUCACUCAGAAGAAGCUGGAGGUUGAGUCCCUGCUGGUUGACUCGGAGUCCAGAACCGAGGAGCUGGAUGAGCUGAACCAUGCUCUGCAGGCAGAGAAGGCCAAACUCCAGGCUGCCAUACAGCAGCUUGAUGAACAAGUUGAGGAGGAGAAUGCCAGCAACCAAAAGUUGGCAAACGAGAGGGCAAAUGCAGAGAACAAGAUAAAGGCUCUUGAGGAGCAAGUCACACUCAAUGACGACAACAUUGGCAAGCUGUCUCGGGACAAGAAAUCUCUGGAGGAGAAGCUGCAGGAGAUGCAGACGGCCCUCGAGGGAGAGGAGAACAAGAGCAAGACGGAGCACCGCUCCCGGCUCAAACUGGAAUCAGGUCUCCAGGACUCCGAGGAGAAACUGGAUCGAGAGGCAAAGCGUCGCCAAGAACUGGAGAAGGAAAAGAGGAAGCUUCAGCAGGAGAUCGCCGAGCUCCAGGAGCAGCUGGCUCAGGCCAGGCAGAAGAUCGACGAACUCGAGACUUUCAUCGUCAGACUCCAGAAGGAACUGGCCGUCAUGACGCACAAAGCUGAGGAGGAGGCGGCAGGGCGAGCCAAAGCCGAGAAGGAAAAGAGAGACCUACAGACCCAACUGCAGGAGACCCAGGACGACCUGGAGAGCGAGAAGGAGGCCAGAGCCAAGGCCGAGAAACAGAAGAGACAAGUCAACGAUGAGCUGGAUCGUCUGCGCGAGUCGCUGGAGGAAGUCGAGAGUUCGACGGUGGCUCAGCAGGAGAUCCGCACGCAGCGAGAGAAUGAACUGGCAGUCCUCAAGAAGACGCUCGAGGACGAGAUGGCCGCUCACGAGGAUGCCAUUGCCGCCAUGAGAUCCAAACACUCCAAGGCAGUGGACGAACUCAAUGAACAACUGGAGUCUGCCAAGAAGUCCAAGCAAAACAUGGAGAAAGGGAAGGGCAAACUGGAGGGAGAGAACGAGUCAUUGCAGCUGGACCUGCGAGAUCUGCGGGCAGCCUUUGCCGAGGGAGACAAGAGGAGAAAGACGGCCGAGGCUCAGCUCUCUGAGUCUCAGGCAAAGAACACCGAUGACGCGGCCAAGAUCCAGGACAUCACCUCCCAGAAUGACAAACUGAAGGCUGAGCUGGCGUCAGUGACAACUCAGCUGGAGGAACUGGACCGCAAGAGUUCUGGAAGUGAGAGGACUGUGAAGGACCUCAAGGAGCAACUGGAAGAGGCUCAGGAGCGCCUGACAGAGGAGAACAGGGCCAAGAUCAAUUCCAACAACAAGCAGAAGCAGCUGGCAGACGAGGCGGAGAGACUCAACCAACAGCUGGAGGACGAAGAGGAGGCCAAGGGUGCCCUCCAGGUCAAACUUACCCAGCUCACUCAGCAGCUGAACGAGGCCAAGAAGAAGGUGGACGAUGACCAGUUGGAACUGGAGGAGGUACAGAACGGGAAGAGGAAGCUGGACCAGGAGGCCAAGGCUCUGCAGGAGAGGCUCGAGGAACUCAAGGCAGAGAACGCCAAACUCGCUCGUGGCAAGAAGAAAGUCCAGGGAGAGCUUGAUGACGUGACGGUCAACCAGGAGAGCCUCCACUCCCAAGUCGCCACUCUGGAGAAGAAACAGAAGAAAUUUGACAGCCAGUUGUCUGAGCAGCUGGCCCUGGCCGAGAAGAACGCCCAGGAGAGGGACCAGGCUGAGGCGAGGGCCCGGCAGGCAGAAACCAAGGCCCUCUCUCUCACCAGGGAGCUGGAGGGCUACCAGGACAAGCUGGACGAGGUGGAGCGUCUCCGCAAACAACUGACGAUGGAGAGAGAUUCGCUGGUGGAGAGCAAGGAUGAUGCGGGGAAGAACGUGCACUCCCUGGCCAAGGCCAAGCAGAGUCUGGAGGCCCAGCUGGAGGAACAGAAACAGCUGCUGGAGGAGGUUGAGGACGAGCUGCAAGUCUGCGAGGACGCCAGGCUUCGACUUGAGAUCAACCUGCAAGCUUCCAAGACCAACUACGAGCGGGAGCUUGCGGCCAAGGAAGAGGCUGCCGAAGAACUGCGUCGUAACCUCACCAAGCAGGUGAGGGAACUGGAGGCCCAUCUGGAGGAAGAGAGGAAGCAGCGCCAGGUGGCCCAGAGCGCCCAGAAGAAGCUGGAGACUGAGCUGCAGGACAUGGAGAACCAGUUGGAGGCCGAGGCCAAGGGCAAGGAAGACGCUCAGCGUCACUACAAGAAGUUGCACGGCCAGCUGAAGGAGUCCAACAUGGGUGCCGACGAGGCAGUGAGGGCCAAGCUGGAGACAGCCGCCAAACUGAAGGACUUGGAGAAGAAGGUUCGCACUCUGGAACAGGACCUCAACCAGGCUCAAGAGGAGGUGCAGAAUGCAGAGCGUGCCCGUCGCCUGGCUGAGUCCGAGAGAGAAGAGCUGCAGGACGAAGUGCAGAGCUCCACAUCCAAGGCCAACUCUCUGGCGGAGGAGAAGCGUAGGAUUGAGAACAGGAUGAGCACUCUCGAGGAAGACCUGGAGGAAGAGCAGAUGAACAGCGAGGCCGCUCUAGACAAGACCCGCAAAGCCGAGCAGCAGGCCGACGCUCUGUCGACAGAGAACUCCCAGCUGCAGGCCAGCAUACAGAAGGCGGAGUCCGCCAAGUCCCAGCUUGAGAAACAGGUGAAGGACAUGAAGGAGCGCCUGGAGGAGGCAGAGUCAAUGGGUGUCAGGAGGAUGAAGGCUCAGGUGCAGGCUAUGGAGGGCCGCGUGUCCAGCCUCGAGGAGCAGCUGGAUGCUGCCACCAGGGAGCGAGCCACAGCUCACCGUACGCUGCGUCGUCAGGACAAGAAACUAAAGGAUGUGGUGCAGUCCGUGGAAGACGAGAGGAAGCAGGCCGAAAGCUACAAGGGCGAGGCUGACAAGGCUCUUGCUCGUAUGAGGACCCUCAAGAGGAACAUGGAGGAAUCUGUGAGUUCUGCUGUAUACAUACACACCAAUACUACCUUCCAAUGUACAGUACAUGGCUUAUGAAUAGUGUAGUGCUAUGUGACGUAUACUAGAUAAAGUAAGAGACCCGAGGGUGCGUAAAAGAUGUAUGAUUUGUGUGCGUAGUAUAUUCUGUCAGUGAGAUAAUAUGAGGUUUGUGUGUAUUGCUAACAGGAAGAGGAGACAGCUCGUCUCCAGGCGGCCAAACGCAGGCUGCAGCGAGAACUCGACGAACUGACCGAGCAGAAUGAACAGCUCCAGAGGGACAUUGCCAGGAAGGGUGCUGGAGCGUCCAGCAGUCGUCGCCAGCCGUUUGGAAGUGGAGCCAGCUCCAGGCCGAGUCGUACCCGCCACAGCAAGAAUCCCAGCGGCCAGGCAGGAAACAGUGGAGACUCUCUGGCUGACGAUGACGACGACAUGUGAACACUAACUCAUUCUCUGUUGCAGCAGCUAGCUACCCCGCUACUGCUACAACCCCCCUUCGUUUAGUUUUUGAUUGGAAAACUUUUAGUGAUUUUGAGGUAUUAAAAAUUUUCGGCUGUAAAUCUCGUCUUACGUCAGAUAGUGUAAUGUCAUUUUGUAGCAAUGCAGAUGUUGUAGGAUUAUAAUCGAAUCAUGUGCUAUGGUAACCAACAUGCACCGUGUUCAGAAUUUGUUGCAAAGAUCAAGGAUAGGAUCAAGAUGCAUCAAUAAUGUGGAUGCAUGAUGCAUACUGAUAAUAGCUGCUAUAAUUAUAGGUUCAAGGUGGGCUUUAUAAUUAUGACGGUUCCUGGAUGCAGGGUGGGCACUAUUUAGAAAUGUACCACUGGAUGGAGGGCGGCACUAUCUAGAAGGUGGAGCGAACGGUGCACCAGGAGCUCCUUGACCCAACAUCAACUGCUUCUUCUGCAUGUUCUGCAUCUCCUCGUACUCUAGUCUCUGCUGUUCUAUGAACGGAGGGAGAGCCAGCAGAGCAAGAGAGGUUCCCAACACCCACGCAGACCGCCGCACCAACCACACUGACCACUCUCAACCCCUUCUCCCCCACGUUCCACAGCGGGUCAGGCACCAUCUCUGUCAGUCCCACCAAUCGUUCGAUCACCGUCUCCUCCACCUCGUCAAAGUUUUCUUCCUCUUCUGGUGGGGGCCCGAGCCUUCCCGGCCCUCCUCCCGGUGCAUCUGCAGUUUUCCUCGAAACACCAGAGAGAAGCUCCUCCAAAGAUGGUGCUGCUGCGCUCAUAUCUUCUCCUUUCGCUUUCAUACACACACACACACACCCUCGUGCAGGAUU